ACACUCGACGUCACAGCCACUGCCACCAUGUUGGAUCAGGAAGUGGGCAGAGUCGAAGCAGGACUCCCGAGCCAAGCUUAACGUAGACGGCUGUCUUUAUUCGAUCGAUCAACCGGUUCCCUGUUUUCAUCUUUAACAUCCAGGUUACAUGCUGCGUGGCUUUCCGACUAGUCGAGGUAGGCGCUUUUCUUCGGAUUUGAUCGUUUUGCAGCAGCAGCAGCAGCAGCAGCUAUGGCCGCUCUCACGCAAAGAAACUCGGGCCUCGUUCAGCGGAAGACCGAGGCCAUUCGCAGCGCCGCCGCCGACAAGGAGAGGGAGUCCGGCGAUGAGGAGGACGAGAGCCGCCGCGGAGAGGAGGAGGACGAGGACAAGGGGGACUCGAAGGAAACCAGGCUCACACUGAUGGAGGAAGUGUUGCUAUUGGGCCUCAAGGAUCGAGAGGGCUACACGUCUUUCUGGAACGACUGUAUUUCUUCCGGACUUCGAGGAUGUAUGCUGGUGGAACUGGCUCUCAGAGGAAGGCUACAUCUGGAGCCCUGCGGGGUGAGGAGGAAAAGCCUGCUCUCUAGGAAGGUGAUCUGCAAGUCAGACGCCCCAACAGGAGAUGUGCUACUGGAUGAGGCCUUGAAGCACGUAAAAGAAACCCAGCCUCCUGAGACUGUGCAGAGCUGGAUAGAGCUGCUGAGCGGAGAGACCUGGAAUCCCCUGAAGCUGCACUACCAGCUGAGAAAUGUUCGAGAGCGCCUGGCCAAAAACCUGGUAGAGAAAGGUGUCCUCACCACAGAGAAACAAAACUUCUUGCUCUUUGACAUGACCACACAUCCGCUCACCAACAGCACCAUUAAACAGCGCCUCAUCAAGAAAGUCCAGGAAUCCGUUUUGGAGAAGUGGGUCAAUGAUCCUUGCCGCAUGGACAAGCGUAUUCUUGCUCUGAUCCUCCUGGCCCACUCAUCCGACGUCCUCGAGAAUGCCUUCGCCCCGCUCCAAGAUGACCAGUACGACCUGGGCAUGAAGAGAGUCCACACUCUGCUCGAGCUGGAGCCUGAAAAGGAGACCGCAAAGCCCAAUGCUAACGAACUCAUGUGGGCCGUGGUGGCCGCGUUCACUAAAUGAAAACACCUGAUUGGUUGGACUGGAAGAUCUGGCUAUGGUCUGUGUUAUUUAAUCGGUUGAAGGACUUCACUUAAUGAGACAGACUUCACUUUAAUGAGACAAUCUAUUUUUGGUUGGGGAGCCUGUUUGUUCAUCUAUUCCAGAUGACAUUUAUUGGUGGUAGUCCAUAUUAACCCAGUGCAAUGAUUGGUGGUGGGCUUCACCAAGUAACAUUUGGUUGGUUGGAACGAUCUCUGAAUGAAAAAGGACUGAGAGCUUUCACUCAAUGAGGUAAAAAAAACAACCUGCUACUGGCCUCGAUACACGUGUAAACAUCAACAAUACAAACAGAUGGGCCUCUGUUAAUGGUAGACUAAAACAAAGAACAAAGAUGAUGGCAGCAGCAGUCAUGGUGGCUAUGAAGAUUUUUGACUGGGGCCAAGUUUCCCUUCUACAAUAAAGAGACAUCUCUCCAUCAUUACAAGAUCAGUCCAGAAUCACAUGCUGGUCUCCAUACUCUCCCCACACGCUUAUGCAAGGAUACAGGAUAGCUAAUCACAUGGCUAACAAUGCUUUUUGCACUCAUGCAGGUCCUCUGCUUUCAACUUUUCAUUCCCACCUGUCUUUGGACUACAAACAUGGGGUUAUUAUUCGAAUAGACUACCUGAAUUUUCCUAAAUUCACUCUGUCCUUCCAGUAAAUCCUCUUUUCUCUUUUCCUUUUCCUUUUUGAGGAUUAAAAAGAGAAAGCUAAUAAACAGUAAAGUUUAUCAUUUGGUUCUUUUUGUCUCUUCCUCAGAUGAAGAGUUAAACCUUCAGUCUAACAAAAAGUCGUUAGUUUUCUGUUUCUGCAAAGGGUCCGUUCUGUGUUUUGCAGAGUGAGACCUGUCUUCCACUUGUAUUUAUGUUGCUUAUCGAUGCUUGGAGUAGACGCCGUUUAAACUAUUUUGCACAGUCUAUAGCCCUGUAGGUAGGUCGUAGAUCAUAUCUAGCAGCCAUGGUAUAAAAAUAGAAGAUCUCACUUAUUUUGUCUACAGCUAUUGAGCUUUAUGAUAUCUUAAAAAUCAUUCCUCUAGAUAUAUAUAUUAAAAAAGACUCUGCUCAUAUUUCUGUGUGAGCUGAGAUGUAAAGAUACCGAAAAAGUGGUCUAAUCCAUUCUGAUAUAGAUCACCUCAGACAUAUUUCUCAUACAUACUGUAUGUUAGCCUACUGGGCUAGUUUCAGGUUAGAAAAGUGUUGAGUCACCCAAAUAUGAAAACACAUUUUCUUACUCUAGUGGUAUCUGCAGCAGCCAUGCAGGUAAUUGGGGUUACAUUUAGCUGCUGAACUGUGUCUCAAUAAUGGAACUUUCUUUUACAAUGCUCAUCAGCUGUAGAAAACUAUAUCUGAAGCCACAUCUCUUUCUGGAGAUUUUGUGACUAACCUACUAAAAUUCCUGUAAGUGUUUUUAUUUGGAACUACUUUGUCUGGAAGAUAUUGCCCCUGUGAAAUGCAACUGAGUAAGUGGAGGUAAGUGAGUCUGUAUUGCAUCAUUUGGGUGAACUGACACCUUAGGUUUCACUUUUGCUACAUUUGUCUCUCAGUUUGUCACGUCAAAAUUGUUAUUGAAGUCAAAUCUGUUUUAUUAUUUCAUACAUGCAGAUUAUUGGAGGGUUACUUGUGCCCCAGAUGAAUCCUUUAUCAAAGACUGAAACUGUUCAACAACAUGCAAUCUAUCGGAUAUAAAAUCAUGAUUGUAAAUGUUUUUCUGGUCUGUUGAGUGUGAUCUGUGUAUGAAGUUAUGUUACCUUUUGUUUCAUAGCAUACUUUAUAGUUCUGUCUUUUUGUUUCUGCCUACAAACAACCAACAGGAAUGAAGAAGUGUUGAGAUCUGUUUACAGCAAAGAGACCAUGCAUGCUAUCGGUGGAGGGCUGGGUACUUGUGGAUGUAGCUACAGAGAAAAAGGCUUGUAUGUAAUUAAUAGUCAUUUUAUGUGUACGAUCUAAUGGAAUUCAAAGAAAGGGAUCUUCUCUCCUAUCCUCUAUAAUUCUGUAUGCUUUUGUAUUACCACACAAAAUAAAGUAAGGAUCCUUUAAGUGCCUGAAUUUA
This is a messenger RNA of Notolabrus celidotus (New Zealand spotty), 3180 nucleotides long. RefSeq names its product Golgi phosphoprotein 3-like. The coding region runs from base 232 to 1113 and encodes 293 amino acids. Gene Ontology annotation, molecular function: phosphatidylinositol-4-phosphate binding. The transcript is spliced from 5 exons. Lineage: Eukaryota; Metazoa; Chordata; Actinopteri; Labriformes; Labridae. The record is from RefSeq and is a predicted model, not a curated record. Gene Ontology annotation, biological process: retrograde vesicle-mediated transport, Golgi to endoplasmic reticulum; Golgi vesicle budding; Golgi organization. Gene Ontology annotation, cellular component: Golgi cisterna; trans-Golgi network; cytosol.